AUUACCGAAGUUAGACGGGAAAAGACCGAAAUGUUGAGAUUGUGAUGUACAUAAUCACUACAUGUAAAGAUUUAUAGCGAGGAACACAAACUAUGCAGAGUUUGAGAAGAAAAAAGGGGAAAUAACUCAAAUUUGACUGAUGAAGCCGACUUUAAAUGAUCGAUCAUGUCUGACUAUAAAUCUAAACUUGGUGAUAAGGGAUUCUGUAACUGGAUCAAAGCUAGCCUCGCGAUAUCUGUCACUAAAGCGGGAAUGCAAGAUGUCGUCUGCAAUAAGCUGGAAACCAUUCACCGUACAGUUUUAGAUGAGGUUCGGUCAGAAGAACAAAAGCGCAAUAAUAUAUACUGUUUCGGCUGUGUUACAUUGAGCGUUGUCCCGUGCUCGAGAUUGUCCUGUAAUUACGUCUCUAAGACUUGUCCAUUCCAUAAACAAUACCAGCCACGCCCAUGUCGAAGCGGAAUCUGUGAUCAGAUCAGACAGAAAAUAUGCGACAGUCAUGUAUAUAGAAAACCGUCAUGGAAGAAUACACAUGCAGAAUAUUGGUGUAACUCGUACUGGGAAUAUGCUAAAUGCUUUAUGCCACCUGACGGUUAUCUUGACAAGAAAUCGUUUGAUGACACCGAUUUUAAUGGCGUCGUCAACAUAUUGAUGAAUCAUUUGGAUUUUAAGAGAGACGUAGACAUCUGCGUCUGUGAAAAUGCACGAAGUACUGUAAAUAGUGUGAGACAUAAUGGCGAGCUAUCUCUAACCGACCAGCAACUAGAAGAUGUCGUCUGCGCACUACAACAACUUCUACAAUGCAGCCAAGAUUUCAAAAACAGUUCUCAGUCGUUGGACGCUCGAUUGAAAUUAGACAUGUUGAAGGAUGAUUCCAUCACUAUCACAGAGGGAGAUGUCAACCAGUGUCUGCAAAAUCAAUAUAAUGCUUUAGUGAAAGAUCUAAAACAUGACAUCAUCCAGUAUAUCAAAGAUCAACACGGCACAACAUCUAUCUCUCCAGUGCUUGAGGAGAUUGACAGUCCAUUGCUAGAAUUCUAUGUUCCACCCACAGUAACCAUCGCGAAAUCUGGUGACAAAAAAGGAAAUUCUGACCAAGGCGCUUCUUCUUUACCGUCAGCUAAGGACAUAUUUUAUGGACAAAAUGAACGUUAUCGCGAGAUUUACCUGUGUGCGGACGCUGGCCUUGGGAAAACCGUGUUUGGAAAACGUCUGGCUUUAAUAUGGUGCCAAGCAAACGAAACGGAGCAAAAGGAAUGUCACUUUACUCAGGACGAGGAGGACAUUAUGAAAGAGUUUGAUUUUGUGUUUUACAUUUCCCUGAAAGAAGCGGACCCUGUACUUCUUGACGUUGAUGAUAUUGUACAACAACAGAUUAUUAGAAACCUUGCACGUGCUUCUAGCUACAGAAGAGAAUUUAUAGAGAAAGUGUUAACACAAGAGAAUUGCCUCAUUGUGUUGGAUGGCCUCGAUGAAUGGUCACACCCAAAGGAACAUAUUCCAUUUAGAAAACCAAGACAAAACUGCGCAUUUUUCACUACAACUCGGCCUUGGAAAUUCACUGUUGCAAGGAUACGGCAAAGCAAAAUAGACCAGCAACUAGAAAUGAAAGGGAUCGACUUUGCUGGUAAACAAAAGCUGAUGUCUAAUUUAUUGAAAGCCAGUUUUGGUGAAGAAGCUGAAAGUGAAUCUGAGUUACAGCUGAAAGGUUUUGACGAGGCGGUGAAUAAAAGAAACAUCACUGGCUUUGAGAAUAGUCCAAUGUUGCUGUUGUACUUGAUGUGCCUAUGGUUGGACGAGAAACCUAUGGGUGAUUCCCGAUGUGGUUUAUAUUGUAACAUAGUAGAACUUUUGCUGCAGAAAUUUCUGACCAAGCAGCCGAUACCAGCGUCACGAAACACGAUAAAACAACUGCCGGAAUGUUUCAAAGACAACGAGUAUUGCUGUAGAUAUGCACCUUUUAUAGAAGACAUAUCUCACUUAGCUUUCAUUACGCUCUUCAACCAAGAUAUCGAAAAUAAGUUUGUUUUUUCUGAAAAGCUGACAAAGAAAGCAAUGUCGGCGGAGUGCUUAGAGUUUUGGUUGAAAGCAGGGAUCCUGACGCAAGUCAAAGGUCAAAGAAGCCUCACAGCUCGUGACACUCGUGUGUUCUUUAUUCAUAAAACGUUUCACGAGUUUUUCGCUGCUGUACACCUAGCACAUACGGAGCAAGAUGAUGCGGCUGACGUCGUGGUUAAAGGAUGCCCAGAUUUGAAUUCUGUGUUACCCAAUUCAAAUUUCCUUGUAUUCCUCUGUGGACUUAACCCUACUGUGAGCAGUAAAGUUUUGAACAGUAUAGUUGCCACACUUUCAAACGACGCCCUGACGGAGAGGCUACGGAACAACACGUACUCGUUUGUUGACUACUGGGAGAUAUGUGAAUUGAAAGAAAACUUUCAGAAUAUGAUGGUUGCCUGCGUGAAUGAAUGUCGUGACAAUGGCUUUGAGCCUCAUUAUCAGCUGGAAGAUGUUUUGCUGAAUUUCGAUAACGAUGUGGAAAAUAAAUAUGUCAAUGCAUUAUGUGACCUGACAGAAACCAAAAAUGUUAAGUCUGUAAAAUUCGGAGGAAAGCUAGCACAAGCAAAAGUACAUGAAUUAGUGGAAUACCUUGAAAUGCGUGAUAUGAAUUCGCUACAAAAACUAGAACUGUGGGGUCAUCCGAGUAAAGAAGAUGUUGAGGUCCUUCUAGCGGCAUCUCUGAAAACCCUGAAAUGUUUACUUAUUCAUGGAGGAAUGAAUAAUGAUGAAAAGUACAUUGAAAUUUCUGAAACAAGUUUGAAUAUGUUACAAUCAUUGAGGAAUAUUAGAUGUAUUGACAUGUUUUGUAUUACUUUGAAGCACGACCUAAUUACAAAGCUUUUCAACUGGUUGGAACAGAAUAAAGAGAUGACUCAGAUUAAAAUUGCGCGUGUCAAAUGCGCUGACCACGUUGAUGAUGACUGUAUGUCCGGGCAGUUCGUGUUUGAUCUUUCAGGGCACAAGAACCUCAAGAUCAUCGGGCUUGGGGACAUGUUUGCUUCAGGGGUGAAGGUCAACUCGUCAGCUUUAGAGGAAUUCUGGGCAGACCAUAAUGAACCUAUUUUGUCUUCUUUCUUAACAAGUUAUAUCACCUCAGCGGCAAAUCUACACACCUUUGUAGUCGAGUUUAUUAACUCGAAAGAUACAGUUGAUCAGAUUCUAGACACAUUGCCUCGUUUAUACAAUCUCUGUCACCUACAAUUAAAAGGAAUGGACCUUCGAGACAAAGAGUUGACUUUAACAACACGGCGCACUGUUAAACAUAUACGACUUAUUGAAAUUUCGCUGGAAAGUCGGGCACUGAAGAAACUGAUCGACGAGCUAGGAACAUACAAACAUUGUGUAACUAUGGAGAUCGCAUCGUGUGAUGUUAAGCAAGGAACCGGUGAUGGAAGUGUCAGCUUUGAAGACCUUAGACAAAUGAUAGAGCUCUCUACGGGAAAGUUUACAGUUAUUUCAAACCUGAGAUGUUCAGGUCAUGAUGAUGCAUUUGCAUUUCGAACAAUACUUCAGAAGUGACACUUUAUUGUAAAUGUGAAAUUCAGGACGUUUUGUCUUAAAUGUAAUGAACGAGUUAAAUGUAAUGAAUUUAAAAGUAAUGAAGUUAAAUGAAAUGAACAAGUGAAAUGUAAUAAAGUUAAAUGAAACAAACACGUGAAAUGUAACGAAGUUAAAUGCAAUGAACGAGUUAAAUGUAAUAAAGUUAAAUGAAACAAACAAGUGAAAUGUAACGAAGUUAAAUGCAAUGAACGAGUUGAAUGUAAUGAACAAGUGAAAUGUAUCGAAGUUAAAUGUAAUUAACAUUUAAAAUGGAAUGAAGUUAAAUGUAACGAACACGUGAAAUGGAAUUAAGUUAAAUGUAACGAACAAGUGAAAUGGAAUGAAGUUAAAUGUAACGAACAAGUGAAAUGUAAGGUACGAGUGAAAUGUAAUAUCGGACAUAUUUUGUGUCAUGUUUGAGGUACUAUAGUAAAUGUAAUUUAGGUAGUAUUUGCCGUGAAUGUAAUGCACUAAUAAAAAGUAAAGUCGGCGUCUUGUCCACAAAAUGUUCAAUGUUGUAAAUGUGAAAUUUAGGAUGUUUUGCCAUAAAUAUAAUGAACGAGAUAAAAUGUAAUAUUCAACGUCUUUUCCGCAAAAUUCGAUGAAGUAUUUGUCAAAAAUGUAAUAUAUGAUUUAAUGUAAUGUCGUAAGUCUGUUACACGAAAUAUGAUGUCAUACAUGUAUAUUAGGGUUGUGUUAUAAGGUUACAGACCUAAAUGUUAUCUUGGCAAUAUCUCAUGUUAUUCGUGGCAUAAAGUUUGAACGAGAUUAAUUUUGUUGUGUUCAGUGAAGAAGAUGAAUAAAAAUUUGUAACAUUUUACACAAUUUUUCUCUUUAAUGGCAGAUUUUGCCGAGUUGUCUCUCACUGGGUAGCAUGAAAAUCACCAUUUUUAUGGUAAUUAAGUUGAAUUGGUUCAUAAUGGAAGACCUGUGAAACAAAAAAUAAUUAAGGUGGUCACUGAUUGAAAUUAUGUAGUAAUGACAGCUGAGGCGUUCCAUAGU
Messenger RNA from Ruditapes philippinarum (Manila clam), 4596 nucleotides. RefSeq lists its product as uncharacterized. The transcript has 5 exons. The coding region runs from base 166 to 3573 and encodes 1135 amino acids. The record is from RefSeq and is a predicted model, not a curated record. NCBI's taxonomy places the organism in Eukaryota, Metazoa, Mollusca, Bivalvia, Venerida, Veneridae.